This is a messenger RNA of Chenopodium quinoa (quinoa), 927 nucleotides long. RefSeq lists its product as uncharacterized. The transcript is spliced from 2 exons. The record is from RefSeq and is a predicted model, not a curated record. Gene Ontology annotation, molecular function: nucleic acid binding. The coding region runs from base 1 to 927 and encodes 308 amino acids. Lineage: Eukaryota; Viridiplantae; Streptophyta; Magnoliopsida; Caryophyllales; Amaranthaceae.
AUGGCUUCAGACUUCAAUUUGAAUGAUGACAUGGAUGAAGAUGUUGCUGCUAAUGAUGCUGAAAUGUUUCAGUAUGAUCUCAACUUUGUCUACGAUGAUGGGAUUGACUCAGAAAAUAACCAUGACAACAUUGGGUUUGACUUAAACCAAACUCCUUCCCCUGAUGCAACAGAUGCAUCUGAACUAGCAAGCAACCAUAUAGAGACAGCAGCUAACAACAGCAAUCAGCAAGCAACAUCAGAUCACCAAGACACAGCAAGCAACAUCAACAAUCAGCAAACACCAAUCAACCCAGAAAACUCUGAAGCUCAUCAUCAGCCAACAAGGAGGAGGCUCAGUAGUGGGGCCAAAAUAUGGAAAAAGGGGAAGGAACAAAGGGAUGCACAGUUACAGUACAACAUGUCAACAGGCUUCCACAAUUGUGGAAGAAAGAGAAUAACAAUUCCAAAUGAUGCCAUAAGGGCAGUGGCAAUGGGGAACAAAUCAUGCCAAAGGGACUUGGCAGUAAUGUUAAAUGUUGGUAAAAGCACAAUCCAGAGACUGAUUGAGAGAGGGGAAGUCAGACCUCACACAAAUGCAUUAAAGCCAAAGCUUACACCAGCAAACAGAUUAGAUAGGCUGAGAUUCAUACUUAACAGCAUUGUAGGAGAUUCACCAGGCACAAAAAGAGUGUACCAGUCAAUGUACAAUACAGUACAUAUUGAUGAAAAAUUGUUUACACUGACUAAAAAAACACAUAGGUCAUAUUUAGCAAAAGGAGAAAAAGGUCCACAUAGAGUAAUGCAAUCAGCCAAGUUCAUUCCAAAAUUCAUGUUCCAAGGAGCAGUUGCAAAACCUUGGUACAAUGCAGAAAAAGAAGUCAUUUUUGAUGGGAAAAUAGGCAUUUUUCCAUUUGCAAAAAAGGAGCCAGCACUUAGGUCCUCAUAA